GGUUAACUUGUUUUUCCUUCUGAACAUAGUACUAGUGCUUGUGACGAAGUUACGAGACACCCAUCGGGCGGAGUCCAACAUGUACAUGAAAGCAGUACGAGCCACGUUAAUUCUGGUGCCGUUAUUAGGGAUCCAGUUUGUUAUAUUUCCAUGGCGGCCGGAAAAAACCGACUGGCGGGGGAAAUUUAUGAUUAUAUCAUGCACAUAUUGAUGCAUUAUCAGGGAUUACUUGUUGCCACCAUCUUCUGUUUCUUUAACGGAGAGGUA
Molecule: messenger RNA, 267 nt
Organism: Staurois parvus
Lineage: Eukaryota; Metazoa; Chordata; Amphibia; Anura; Ranidae
Source: the annotation of a GenBank genome assembly